Messenger RNA from Volvox carteri f. nagariensis, 690 nucleotides. RefSeq lists its product as uncharacterized. The record is from RefSeq and is a predicted model, not a curated record. Bases 1 to 690 code for a protein of 229 amino acids. The transcript has 3 exons. NCBI's taxonomy places the organism in Eukaryota, Viridiplantae, Chlorophyta, Chlorophyceae, Chlamydomonadales, Volvocaceae.
AUGGCGCAGAGCUACUUCCUAGGGUGGUCGUACGUGGCUUCGAUCACAAUCGUGGGCGCUCCUGACACGGGGUUUGCUGCAACGGCAAUUGGCGUGGUUGGGAAUGUUGGCGCCAGCGACUUUGAUGUGUACGAACAGAACCCGGACCUGAUGAUCAUCCAGCGGAUGGCAGAGAACUUCGUGACGCUGAGGAAUCUGAAAGCAAAGCAGUUCAAGAGUACCAAGGGAACGUAUUUGGUAAAUCUCUCUUCGCGUGUAUCGGAUCUGGAGAAGCGGGAGGCGAUUGCCUGGCAGCCACGCCUGCGCAACCUCGCCACGCAAAUCCUCCUGCACGCCUGCGGCAACCAGGAGUUCCGCACGACGUCCAGCGACUAUUUCGCUAAGCUGGCCGAAGCGCGGGACAGCGGGCUGCAGCAGGUCGCGGCAGGCAUGCACAUGAAGCUGGCGCAGGUGGCAACGGAGGCCGAUAAUGUGCUGACCCGCCAAAAUUUGCACGUGCACUCGAGCAGCCUGGAGAUGUUGGAGGCGGAAGUCGACGCGGUGAGGAAAUGCAUCACCAUCGAGCUGGAGCAGUCAUGCCCACAGGAGUGCCGCUUUGUGCAUGCCUAUGAGGUCAUCAAGGGUGCCUUCCCCGUGCAUUUCAAGAAUGAUGACAGCUGUGGUGGACAAGCCAUCGCUUCUGUCCAAUGA